Molecule: messenger RNA, 1143 nt
Organism: Populus nigra (black poplar)
Lineage: Eukaryota; Viridiplantae; Streptophyta; Magnoliopsida; Malpighiales; Salicaceae
Product: WAT1-related protein At2g39510-like
Exons: 7
Coding region: 1-1143 (380 amino acids)
Cellular component (GO): plasma membrane
Molecular function (GO): transmembrane transporter activity
Source: RefSeq, a predicted model, not a curated record
AUGGCAACAGCGUCCUCGGAUUCGCCUUAUGAUAAGGCAAAGCCAUUUCUGGCUGUGGUACUUAUGCAGUUUGGCUAUGCAGGCAUGUCCAUAAUUUCUAAGCAUGCCCUAAAUGAAGGGAUGAGCCAGCAUGUAUUGGUAGUCUACCGGCAUGCCGUUGCCACCAUUGUCAUAGCUCCAUUUGCCUUUAUUUUUGAUAGGAAAGUAAGGCCAAAGAUGACUCUCUCCAUCUUCUUCAAGAUAAUGUUGAUGGGCUUGUUGGAGCCAACGAUUGACCAGAACUUGUACUACACUGGCAUGAAAUACACCACAGCAACUUUCGCUUCUGCCAUGUGCAAUGUUCUUCCGGCUUUUGCAUUUUUGAUGGCUUGGGCCUUGAGGCUUGAGAAGAUUAACAUAAGGAAAAUGCAUAGCCAGGCAAAGAUAAUUGGGACCAUAGUGACAGUGGGAGGGGCUAUGCUUAUGACUCUUGUCAAGGGGACCCAGUUGGAUUUGCCGUGGACAAAAGGGUAUGAUCAACAUGCAUCUACAGGUGGAUUAACCAAGCAGGAUCCUAUUAAGGGUGCUCUUAUGAUCACCACAGGUUGUGCCUGUUGGGCUAGCUUCAUAAUUCUCCAGGCAAUAACAUUAAAAUCAUACCCAGUUGAGCUCUCCCUUACGGCUUGGAUAUGUUUCAUGGGAACUAUAGAAGGUACUGUGUUAGCAGUUGUAAUGGAAAGAGGAAAUCCCUCAGCUUGGUCUAUAGCCUUGGAUUAUAAACUAUUGGCUGCUGUUUAUAGCGGCGUAUUCUGUUCUGGGCUUGCUUAUUAUGUCCAAGGAUUGAUUAUGAAGCGUAGAGGACCUGUUUUUGUGACUGCCUUCAAUCCUUUAAGCAUGGUUAUCGUUGCCAUUUUAGGCUCUUUUUUCUUGAAAGAGAUAUUAUACUUGGGAAGGGUUUUUGGAGCAGUUGUCAUCGUUACGGGGCUAUAUCUAGUGUUGUGGGGCAAAAGCAAGGACGAACCUCCAUCCAAUUCAAGCAAUGAUAAGGUGGCAGCAAGUGCUGCACAAAUGGCUACCAGAACGCAGGAGAGGACGGAGACCUUGAAUCAAGAUUUUGUUGCUCUAGAUCUUACCAAAGUUAGACCUAACGAUGAAUCUGAUUGA